UAUAAUACUCUAUAAAAGCACCGUCAAUUCCCUUUCAUUCCCAGCAACCAUCAUAUUCUCUGUAAAUCUGGAAUACGAGCCUUGGCCUGAAAAAUUGUCGUAUUUGCUCCCAAAGGCUAGAAAGGGUCACGUCGGGGGAACCAAUUCUCCCGAGAGCCGAAAUGGAGUUGCCAAAGCGCCGCAGGAGGACACAUAUAUCUUAGAUAUCUGUGUACAUCUGCUCCAUUGCUGCAUGCGCAAGCACACUGAUUUCAACAUUUGAAGCAUUUGAAGUCAACUGAAUUCGAUCAAAAAUCUCCAUUUCAAUCAUGGUUUCAAUUACUGUCCCAGACAACUAUGGUGCCGUGAUCGCCCUCGCCCUCGGCGCCAUUCCUUUCCUGUCCUUCAUGCAAGGCAACGUCGUGACAACGCUUCGUAAAGACGCGCGAGUUCCGUACCCUCACCAUUAUGCCACGCAGGAACAGUGCAAGACCAAUCCCAAGGCCGAGCAAUUCAACUGCGCCCAGCGCGCACACGGCAACCUGCUGGAGAACAUGUCGCAGACGAUGCUGUACAUCCUCGUUGCGGGUUUGAAAUGGCCCCGUGCCACUACUGCCAUUGGACUCGUGUGGUUGGUUUCGCGCAUGGCUUAUGCUUAUGGUUAUAUUUACUCGGGCAAAACCUCUGGUCGAAUGUAUGGAGCCUCGUUCUGGUUAUGCCAGGGCGCUCUCUGGGGCAUGUCGGUGUUUGGGGUUGGUGGCGAGUUGCUCAACUUCUUCUAAAGCAGGGGCGUAAUCUCCUGGAGGGUAUUCGAGAACUGUCUCAGUAAUUGGAUGGAUAUGUGCAGUAAUAAUAAUAAUAAUAAUAAUAGCUGCGUUAUUAUAUACAUCAUCAUGCCUUA
Molecule: messenger RNA, 880 nt
Organism: Talaromyces proteolyticus
Lineage: Eukaryota; Fungi; Ascomycota; Eurotiomycetes; Eurotiales; Trichocomaceae
Product: putative glutathione S-transferase
Exons: 3
Coding region: 309-761 (150 amino acids)
Cellular component (GO): membrane; endoplasmic reticulum; nuclear envelope
Molecular function (GO): glutathione peroxidase activity; glutathione transferase activity
Source: RefSeq, a predicted model, not a curated record